Messenger RNA from Zonotrichia albicollis (white-throated sparrow), 2399 nucleotides. The record is from RefSeq and is a predicted model, not a curated record. NCBI's taxonomy places the organism in Eukaryota, Metazoa, Chordata, Aves, Passeriformes, Passerellidae.
GUGUCUGUCCCCCUCCACCACGAUCUCCAUCAGCAGAGCCCAAGCGGCGGCUGGAGGGCAUCGAGCACUUCCACUAUGGCUACAGGGUUGAGUUUGUCUGCAGGCCAGGCUAUGUGAGAAACACUCGCGUUUCAAACGUCCUCACCUGCGGAGUGAGCGGGAAGUGGCGUGGAUCCAGUGACAUCUGCAUACCCAGGGCGUGCAGCUACCCCGGGGAGCUGGCCAAUGGCAGACUGGUCGUGCCUGAAGCAUUCACCUUUGGUUCCAAAGUGACCUUCACCUGCAACGCUGGGUACAGACUGAUUGGAGACUCUGAGAUUGAAUGUGUGAUCAGAAAUGAGGCUCUUACCUGGGAUAGAGAUAUUCCCACUUGUCAGGCGAUUCCCUGUGAACCCCCUCCAGAAAUAGAGAAUGGGCAGCACAAUGGGAUGGACAAGGACCAUUUUCAGUAUGGGGACUCUGUCACCUACCAGUGUCACAGGCCCAGGAGGGGAGAGAGACCUUUCUCCUUGGUGGGAGAGGCCUCCAUUUUCUGCACAAGCAAGGACAACCUGAACGGUGUGUGGAGCAGCCCAGCUCCAGAAUGCAAAGUGGUGACCUGCAAGCAGCCAAGAGUGAUGAAUGGGAAGCUGCUGAGUGUGUCCCAGCCUGACUACAGCUUUGGGGACACGGUGGUGUUCGACUGCGACCUGCACUACAGCCUGAGCGGCAGCGAGGCCUCCACCUGCAGGGACAACGGCCUCUGGGAGCCCCCCGUGCCCCUCUGCCAGCGCAGCAGCUGUGAUGACCCCCCAGAUGUGAGGAAUGCUGUGAAAGCCAGGCUGGCUGGCAACCUGUUCCCUGUGGACACCGUGGUCACCUACGAGUGCCAGCAGGGCCACCAGUUCAGUCCAGGGCAAACCACCUGGAACAUCAGCUGCCUGCAGGACUUCGUGUGGAGUGAAGCCCCACCUCCAUGUGAAAGAAUUCCUUGCCCAGAUCCACACAUCCCAAACGGAAGGCCCUUGCACCCAUGGCAAGUGAAAGAGGAUUAUGAGAGUGGGGACAGGCUGGAGGUGGCGUGCAGUGACGGAUUUGCUUUCAAAGGCCGUGGCAGCAGCAUCACCCUCCUCUGUGGCAGCGAUGGUGAAUGGGAUCCAGCAGUGCCAGAGUGCAUUCCAGAACCACAUUGCCCAAAGCCAGACAUCCCUCAUGGAAAGGAGGUUUAUAAAGGCAGAAGUGACUAUUCAGUGGGGACCCAGGUGAGGCUGGCCUGUGAGGAGGGCUUUGUCCUCAGGGGCUCUGAAUCCAUCACCUGUGGGGCUGAUCAGAGCUGGGAGCCCGAGGUGCCCUUCUGUGACAAAGCCUGUGGGCCCCCUCCCCAGAUUGCCUUUGGGCAGCACUCUGGCAGAGGUGGCAGGGAGUUCUCUUAUGGCUCCAAGGUGACCUACAGCUGUGCAGAGGGGCUGUCCCUGGUGGGGGACGAGUCCCUCUACUGCACCUCGGACGAUGGCAAGAGCCUGGCGUGGAGUGGACCUGCCCCGGAGUGCAGGGUGGUUCGGUGCCCCAAGCCCGUGGUGGAGAGGGGAAGGAUGACCCCACAGGUGUUCACCUUUCCCUAUGGGCUGCUCCUGCAUUUCUCCUGUGAGGAAGGCUUCAGGCUGCGUGGUGCUGCCCAGACUCAGUGCCAGGCUGAUGGCACCUGGGACCCGCCCGUGCCCACCUGCCAGCCAGUCCUGUGUCCAGAACCACGAGUGCCCUUUGCAAAGGUGAAAAGCCCUUUGGGUGAGCAAACGUGGUACCAGACCAACGAGACUGUCACCUUGGAGUGCCUUCCUGGCUACCAGUUCCCAGACAAUGGAAUGAUGGAAAAUGCCUGGACAGCCACGUGCUUGCCUGAUGGCAGCUGGACAGCACUGCCCAAGUGUAUGAAAGAAGGUGAUGCUGAUGUGUGUCAAGAGGUUCAUUACAUUAAAUCGACCUUUGAAUGUGGUGUGCCUGUGGAAAAAGUGAAAAGUCUGCUGGAAAUCCAGAAACUGUUCCUGGAGAUUAAAAAAUUACAGAUGGAGCUAGAGAACUGAAAAGAAACUGGGCCCUUGUAAUGCUCACCUUUCCUUUGGUGAACUCACGGUUUGUGCAGUCCCAGCAUCUCUAAAAAGGUUCUGGGUGAUUUUGUGGUUUAUGUUUGCAUGCCUGGAGCCAGAAAAAUAAUCAGCAGUGCACGGGAGGCUGCUUUUGCUGUGCUGGAUGCCAGAGCAGGGAGUGGGUUUUGCUCUAACCUACAAGCUUGAUUUGCUCUUUAACUAAUAAGUUGUUUCAUGUUUCAUAUUAGGAAGAAUUAAAAGAAAUUAAAUUUAGCUUUUUAAAAUCACUGUCUUAACUGUGGUAAGCUGAGGUAAAAGAGAAUGAAAUCCAGAAAA